Molecule: messenger RNA, 1754 nt
Organism: Cuscuta epithymum
Lineage: Eukaryota; Viridiplantae; Streptophyta; Magnoliopsida; Solanales; Convolvulaceae
Source: the annotation of a GenBank genome assembly
GAAUCGCGUCUACUACAAUAACGCUGUUUAAGCUAUGGAGGGGCGAGACCGAAUCAGUGAACUUCCUGCAGAUUUAAUUGACAAGAUUAUGGGAAAAUUGUGGAUUGGAGUAGCUGCUAGGAUGGCCGUCUUAAACACUGUUUGGAGAGAUGCUUGGUACAAUCUUACUGAGCUUGAUUUCGAUGAUUCCUUCCAUCAUAACAUUUACGCAGAUUUUGAUGAUGACCCAGCCACUUGGCAUAAUACAAUCAACGAUUACCUCAAGAAGCACAAUGGAAAUAUUAAAAAAUUUGUGGUUUAUUUCGGUCUGCAAGUAUAUAUAGGUGAAUUUGAUAAGUUGUUCCUCUCUGUCACAAAGAAAGAUGUUCAAGAACUCGACCUUCAGAUAUAUAGUGAUGAUGGUAGGAAUUACCGGCUCCCGCCCUGCAUCCUUAAAUGCCCUACACUGAAGACAUUUCGUGCUUGUGGUGUUAAAAUAGACCAGAUAACACCCCGUUGCAUGUUUCCGAAUGUCAGUUUUAUUAGCUUUGAUAGUGUUCAUUUUGAUGCACGUAGUCUUCAACUUCAUGCUGUUGAUCUUCCAAAGCUCCAAAGACUGAUAUUAAGAAGAUGCAAAAACAUCUAUCAUUUUAACAUUACUGCUCCGAAACUUGGUUUUUUAUCAAUCGAAGAAUGUUACAUUGGCAGUGAUGAUGAAUGCCACAGGGAUAAUGAUGAUUACUACUCUGAUGAUGAUGAUGAUGAUGAUGUGGACUUCAACUCUGAUGAUGAUGACCACCGCUAUGCAGGUGAUAAUGAUGAUGAAAGUGACUAUGAUGACGAUAGCAAUAUGUUUCACUACAACCCUGCCAAAGGAAAAGAAAAAAUAGGUGGUGAUUUUCUCCCUGCGAACUUGGAUUUGGGUUCUGUUUGCAGGCUUCAUUUGUGUUGCAAUGCUAUUGGGGGUGUUGUUGAUGAUUUUGGUAGAAAGGGACUUCAAAUGCCAGCGUUAGACGUGAAAUACCUAAACCUUUCAGGUGUCUACUAUCUGGGUUUUGAUAAUAACUCCAAGUUUGUUAAUUUGCUGAGAAGUUGUCCAAAAUUAUGCAAACUUGAAAUAUGUUUUAAGCUCCAUGGAUUAGACUCGCCUACUUGUAGUGAGAGUGUUUCUAAUCUGUUGGAAGGACUUCACAAGCUACAUCACAGACACAACGACCUCCAAACUUUGAAUUUUAACUUGUACUCAGCAUCCAAAUCCGAAGUGCAAUUUAUAACAGGACUAAUAGGCUGCUUCCCGACAUGCAAGAAGGUGUUUAUUUUUUGUCAGAUAAGGUUCCCGUCCAAGGAGAAGGCAAAAGUAAGAAAAGAGAUUUUGAGCUCCAGUCGUGCCUUAUCAACAGCAAAAGUUUAUUUGAAGUAAGAAGCCUUUUGGUUUUUAUGCAACUCCUAAACCCUCCUGAUAUGUAAUGGAAGGGAAGCUGAUUUCUUCUGCUCUUAAACAGCAAUGGUUUCACUAUAUAUCAUUGGAAAUGGUAGUUGCAUUUGUAGCUGUUUUGUUAGAACGAAAGUGAGUUUAGUAAUGUGAUAAGACCCAAGUGCACAGACUGGUAAGCUUUUAUUUUGCUGUUCGUAAUUGGGGAGAAAACAAAUAUGCUCCCAAGUACCCUUCGCUUUAUAUUAGUUUUCCCAUAUUCCAUUUCAGCUGCUUCAGAUUACUUGUUUAACUUGUCUUUUGGAAAUGGUCACGUCAUAAAAGCCUCUACAGAGUAAUGUUC